Messenger RNA from Ophidiomyces ophidiicola, 1713 nucleotides. RefSeq lists its product as uncharacterized. The record is from RefSeq and is a predicted model, not a curated record. The transcript has 2 exons. The coding region runs from base 1 to 1713 and encodes 570 amino acids. NCBI's taxonomy places the organism in Eukaryota, Fungi, Ascomycota, Eurotiomycetes, Onygenales, Onygenaceae.
AUGAACACUGUGUUCCUAGAAAAUGAAGCGUCGAGUCACAAUACAUCGUUUGCGGUUGACAUUAUCGAUACCUUGAACCUAUCACUGCGAGCCUGCGAUGGGGCUCUCCCGUUUCCUGCCUCUUUUGGAAGCGCACUUGCAAUUAUGUAUGGCCUCGCAAGUGAUGGCCGUCUGCCUUUUGAUGCUGAAGUCGUUUUCCAACUCGAAAUAGACACCAUAACUAGUCUAGAAGACUUGGAUCAAGAGAUUGUCUCCGAUAUCAAACAAGCUGCCAAUGAUGAACUUGACUGUCAAAUAUGCUUGGCUCUCUUAGUAGAUCCAUGUACCACUCCUUGUGGCCAUAGCUUCUGUCAGCGCUGCCUAGGUCGAAUUUUGAAUCAAUCGGACCUAUGCCCAAUUUGUCGUCGAAGGGUUUCUCAAAACUUGUAUUUAGGUCCACAAAACUUACGCCUAAGCAACUUGCUCUCAACGUUCUUUUCUUUACGAUUGGCGGAACGGCGUGAAGCAAUCAGGGAAGACAGAGUCGGGGAAUUCGAUGAAUCCCAAGUGCCACUUUUUGUUUGCACUCUUUCUUUUCCAUCCACUCGGACUUUUCUCUACGUUUUUGAGCCUCGAUAUCGGUUAAUGAUCCGUCGUGUCAUUGACAGCGGACAUCGCAAGUUUGGAAUGGUGGCGCCAGGUGAAAGUCGCCAAGUUAAUGGCGAUACUCAGGCAUUCACAGAGUACGGAACACUACUUGAAAUCAGCCGACUCUCCCCACUUGGGGAUGGAAGGUGUAUAAUUCGUGCAACCGGCCAAUACAGAUUUAGAGUGUUGGAAAGUACUAUGACUGAUGGAUAUGCUGUUGGUAAGAUUGAGCGGGUUGACGACAUAUCAAUUCCAGAGGAGGAAGCACGAGAGGCUUUCGAGACAGAGUCAGCACCUCUUGAACGCCCCAGUAUGGAUGAGUUAGAUCACCUUUCAACUCUUCGCCUCUUUCAAAUCGGCCUCACGUUUGUUGCAAAAUGCCGGGCAAGCAGUGUACGGUGGCUGGAUAACCAGACAUACCAAUUGUAUGGACCGCCUCCGGCGGACCCGAGGCUCUUUUCUUUCUGGUUUGCCAGUGUGAUGCCAAGACCAGAAGAGGAUAGAUACCCUCUCCUUAUAGAGAGAAGCGUUAGGGAACGAUUAAAAAUGGUCGUCAGAUGGAUUAAAAAGCUUGAAACUGAACAAUGGGCACUAAAAUCUCCUCAAAGCCUAGCCAACCAUUAUAUAUCUAAUUUACAAACAGACUCAACGCCUUUUGUGACCCAUCUGCGGAGAGGCUUUGGACUAUUCGUUCUUCCCCUCCUGAUUUUUUUUGUUGUUUACAAAUUUUUCUUCCACGGAGCCACAUUGCUACCUAAUACCUCCAAUGUGUCAUUCUCGAUUUUGCCAUUUUCCUUAUCUUUUACCUACAGCUACCAACCUCCGCCUAUCACCACUCCGAAUACGAGAUCACGCGAUCGAGAGCGCAAUUUGAACCCCAAUGUUGGGUUUGUGGUGACGAAUUUCAUGGAUCAGGGCUUUAUUCCUGGUAGAAUUGUACUAGCUUCUAUCUUCGUGCUCUGUAUCGCUCGAGUUAUUCGGCGGGUGGUAGAAAUUGUGAAUUUCGAAAGAGACAGGCAACGAACCUCAAGAGUCAACGUCAACAAUGCUGGCCAUUUAAAUCCUAUUGACGAUGUGAUUGAAUAA